Messenger RNA from Phoenix dactylifera (date palm), 3146 nucleotides. RefSeq names its product protein YLS7-like. Lineage: Eukaryota; Viridiplantae; Streptophyta; Magnoliopsida; Arecales; Arecaceae. Gene Ontology annotation, cellular component: Golgi apparatus. The record is from RefSeq and is a predicted model, not a curated record. Gene Ontology annotation, molecular function: O-acetyltransferase activity.
UUAAAACUUUAUGGUCGGCGAUCGGCCCGAAGGGGAGUUGUUCGUGUGGGAAAUCUAAUCUUUCGCCUUCAUCGCUCCGCUCUUAAUCUCUACGAGCAGCCCAAAGUCUCUCUCUCGCCUUUUCCUUUCCUUUUUCAGCGAUGUUAUCACGCUGGGAGAUGGAUUUUUGGAGGAGCAUCUGAAGAUUUUUUUAAAAUUUUUUUUGAUAAAAUUGCCAUCCCUGGAUUGGAGUGUUAAUAUGGAGCUUAACAAUUUUGAUUGAGAUCUCCGAUUUAGAUGGAAAGGAGGUUGGAAUUUAAGAUUGUUGGAUUUCUCGCAUUGAUUUGCUUUGUGGAGGAGCGUUGUUUUUAUCAAAAAAGAAAAAGGAAAGGAGGAGCGUUGUAGAAAUUUAAGGACAUUUUUUUUAUGGUAUGAUUCUAAAUGAUUUGUGAAAUUAGCAACAGGAGAUUUGACGGAUUUAGUUUAGGUUUUGGCUGUCUCCACAAUCAUUUGGUUGGUCAGUAAGCUUUUUUUUUUGGGCCUUUUGCUGCUGAAAUCCGAAAUAUUGUAGUAGAAACUCUGUAGUUUUGAUAGUUAUUGCCUGUUUGAUUAGAUAGGUAUUGAAAGUAUUUUGGAUCUUGAUUGGUUAAAAAGGUCGAAAGAUUGGAUUUUUAACUGUUUAAGACCUGGGAAAUAGGCUUCUCCUCGGAUUCCUUGGAAUUUCACAGGCCAUCUUUGUUUGAGCAGAGACUUUCCUUUGUUGGAGGAGGAGAUUGCAUAAUUGUGCAAGUUCUGGCUCCGAGAUUAGUUUAGAAGCAGAAGGUUGGGCUUUUUCUUCAGAGCAUGGCUCUUGUUCUUGGCUAUUAAGUAUAGUGGGUUUGGGGAAUCAUGGCGAUAUCUUCGCCUAAAAGCCAUUCCAGUGUUGUGGCAGUUCCACGGUCCCUCUCCUCGAUGGCUGUUUCAGUGGGAGCCCUGACUCUGUUUCUUGUGGUUGCAUCACUGAUUCUAGUUUCAUAUCCUGUCGGUUUAUCCCUCCAAGGUUAUCUCCUUGGUGCAGACCAUUUGAGCAAACCAGUGCCAAUAGCUUUCAGUAAUAAUCAGACCAAACUUCUGACUUCGCCGCCCGAGCCUUCGCAAAAUGAUCAGCAGGAUAUGGUUAUCAAGCAACCUUUAUCUAGGCAUGAGAUGCCAGAUAAUCCAGCAGCUUCUACCACAUUAUCUUCUGGUAGAACAGUAGAGAUGGGGGCUGCUAACAGCUCUGUUACUUCAGAUAGUACUGAGGUUGUAAAAUUUGGCAGCUCCUCUUCCUUCGAUGCCUUCGAUGAUUCUGGGAAUACCAAUCCAGGUAAUCCAGAAGUUGCAACUCUCCCUUCGGUUCCAUCGGACAACUCCGAGAAGGUCAUUUUGGCUUCGUCAAAUUCCACAUUGGGAGUUGGAACUCUCCCUUCAACUCCAUCAGACAACUCUCAGAAGGUUGAUUCUGCUUCCUCAAAUUCCACACCAGCAGCUGCGGUGCCCCCUCCAGCUUCAUCAGACAAUGCUAAGAAGGUUGAUUCUAGGAGCUGUGAUCUGUACCAUGGGAAAUGGAUCUAUGAUGCUGCUGGACCAUUGUAUACAAACAACUCAUGCCCCAUCAUAACACAAAUGCAAAAUUGCCAGGGAAACGGGAGACCAGACAAGGAUUAUGAGAACUGGAGGUGGAAACCUGAACAGUGUGACCUCCCACGCUUUGAUGCCAGGAAAUUCUUAGAGUUGAUGAGGGGAAAGACACUGGCCUUUAUCGGGGAUUCAGUUGCUCGGAAUCAGAUGGAAUCAAUGAUGUGCAUUCUAUGGCAGGUAGAAGUUCCCAAGAACCGUGGCAACCGUCGGAUGCAGCGUUGGUACUUCAAGUCCACCUCUACAAGCAUUGUCCGCAUAUGGUCCUCAUGGCUCGUUCAUAGUACCCCGGAGCCCUUCCAAUCUAUCCCAAAGGGGGUUACCAAGGUCCACCUGGACAUCCCUGAUGAGAACUUCAUGGAAUUCCUCCCACAGUUUGAUGUGGUGGUCCUGUCUUCUGGCCACUGGUUUGCAAAGCAAUCCGUGUACAUUCUCAACAAUACCGUUGUCGGGGGACAGCUCUGGUGGCCCAAAGAGAUGGGUAAGAUGAAGAUCAACAAUAUUGAAGCCUUCGGUAUAUCAGUUGAGACCAUCAUGACUGCUAUUGCCUCUCAUCCAAACUACACGAGUCUAGCAAUUGUUCGCUCGUUUUCGCCUGACCAUUAUGAGGGCGGAGCUUGGAACACAGGAGGGUCAUGCACUGGAAAGGUUAGGCCAGUGAGCGAGGUGGUUAGGAAUGGAUUCACAGAUAUUAUGCAUGAGAAGCAGGUUACAGGAUUCGAACAGGCAGUGAAGAAGGCAAGAAGUGGUGCCAAGUUGAGGUUGAUGGACAUCACUGAGCCUUUCGGGUACAGACCUGAUGGGCAUCCGGGCCCGUACAGGAGCCUCGACCCGAACAAGUUGACGAAGAGAGGACCAAAUGGAGAGCCCCCACCACAGGACUGUUUGCACUGGUGCAUGCCAGGGCCAAUUGAUACAUGGAAUGAAAUUGUGCUGGAGAUCAUUCGGAGAGAGUUCGAGGGAGCAUGAAACUGAUGAAAGCUUACAGAUUCUUUUGUUCUCGAGAGUUCCAAGCAAAUUGGUGGACCAAGAGGGCGCCCACCUAACUGGAUCUCAUGUAUUCCAGUGGAAUUGCACCGAGAAUGAUGUUAGAAUUGUUGAUUCCAUAUGCAAGGAUGUGAUCUGGAUUCUCGAAGUACCGACUACCAGAAUUGCAUGAACGAAAAUUUGGAUUAGGUGAUUCCAUGUUUGAUUUGGGCAUCAUUUUUUGCAACGUAAUCCACCUUGUAUCUCUGUCACGCCUGUACGCCAACUUCCCUUUGAUGAGAAGUAUCUUGUCUUCUUUUUGGACCAGCAAUUACUACUACCAUUCAAUUGAGAGAAUUCUGUUGCACCGCACUAGAAUUCUCUUCUCUUCUUUCAUUUUCCCCUGGAACCCAGCACAAGCAUUGUAGAUAAAUGAGCUAAAAGGGAGUAAUGGUUACGAUCCCAUCAACCAUGUCCGGUUUGAGAGGAUGUAAUUUUAUUGCAUGACUGUGAUGAUUUAUAAUGAGAGAUCUUGGCUUACACCA